Acanthaster planci (crown-of-thorns starfish) is the source of this 6761-nucleotide messenger RNA. RefSeq names its product ATP-dependent translocase ABCB1-like. NCBI's taxonomy places the organism in Eukaryota, Metazoa, Echinodermata, Asteroidea, Valvatida, Acanthasteridae. Gene Ontology annotation, biological process: oligopeptide export from mitochondrion. Gene Ontology annotation, cellular component: mitochondrial inner membrane. The record is from RefSeq and is a predicted model, not a curated record. Gene Ontology annotation, molecular function: ATP hydrolysis activity; ABC-type oligopeptide transporter activity; ATP binding.
UCGAGGUCGCGCGGUAUAUUAUGCAUGUAAGCGAAAGUUACGCAUGUAACGCGCAGAGUGGUUGCGCUAUACAAUUAAUCUUAUGACACAUAGUGAUCGAGUACCGGUAAGAAUGUACGCACGUUUGGGGAAUACCUUGAAAUAAAGGACAUAUUUCAUCAUUUCGGAGGGCUGUUGUGUAACCAGAUCUCAUCCGUUAGUUUACGACUGGCCACAGGCAUUUGGAAAAGCAAUGCUGUCCGGGGAAGCUGCCUUAAUUCUCAUGCCGACAGCGUGCAAGUACCCGCUGAAUGACUAAGCUCUUUAUACGGCGACCGGCCAGGGAUAGCGUGAUUUUAAUUCCAGCUCAUGCAAAUGGUCGGUGCACUGGCCGCCUGAACAUCAAAGCGAGAUCGACUUUGUAGCUAGCGCUGAGGAAGGCAGCAGUUAUCCUCUGUUGAUCAAAAUAUUAAAUUAAAUCUGAAAGAGCUUCCCUAGAACUACAUAAUCAUUGGACGUCAUCUGCCUUGAGAUUUGACGAUGGCUAUCGAUGAUGAAGACCCCACCCCAAAUGGUGCCAUCAAUGGCCACGGUGAAGAUGAAAAGGGCUUUAUAGAAAUGCAGGAUAAAGGCCUUCCUCAGCCAGAAUAUGGCGGAGUGCCCACAGCCGGUGACCAGAAUGAAAAUGAGGUCGAUGAUGCCGAUGUUGCUAAGGAGAUAGAAAUUAAGAUGAAGGAUGCGGAAGACGGAGACGGAGAGACUGAGGGAAAGGAGGAGGAGGAGGUUGAAGUGAAGACCAGACAAGUCAGUACGCUUCAGCUGUUCCGAUUUGCUGGUCCCUUUGAGGUCUUUCUCAUCAUCCUCGCCACCAUCUUGGCUUUUAGCCAAGGCAUAUCGCUCCCCAUGGUGCUAUUCUUCUUUGGUCGGGUGACGGACGCGUUCAUUGAUUUUGGCCGAGAGUACAUGAACUUGAACGACACUGAACAAAUGGACUGCCCGCCUAUCAGCGUCGACAUCAUCAUCGACUUCUCUGGCUACUAUGCCAUCUUAGGCGGCAUCAUCAUGGUCGUAGCCUACCUGAACAACAUGCUGUGGAACAUGGCGGCAGAGCGUCAGAUCCACCAGAUCCGUCUCCGGUUCUACCGGGCCAUCGUCCGUCAGGAGAUCGCCUGGUUUGACACCCACAAAGCGGGCGAGCUCACCAACCGGUUGGCAGAAGACAUAGACAAAAUCCGGAAGGGGUUUGGAGACAACCUGGGCCUUCUCCUGCAGUACUUGGGUACCUGCAUCGGAGGCAUCGCCCUAGGGUUCACCAAAUCCUGGAAGCUGACCCUCGUUAUUCUGGCCGUCGCCAUAAUCAUCAUGGUGCCUUCCAUCACUCUGGGUGUCAGACUGAUUCGAAAGAUGGCCCAGAAUGCUUUAAAUACGUACGCCAAGGCGGGGGCCAUCGCUGAAGAGAUACUUUCCUCCAUCAGGACGGUGGCUGCAUUUGGAGGAGAAAAAAAGAGUCUGGAAAGAUACACAGAAAAACUCAACGGAGCCAAGAAGCAGUCUAUUAAGAAGGACACAUUGCAGGCGGGCUUGGUUGGCGUCUUCUUCUUCAAUUUCUAUGCGACAUACGCUCUAGCUUUCUGGUAUGGAUCAACGCUUUUCAUCAACGAAGGACUUCCUGCCGGGGACAUCAUUGUGUGCUUCUUAGGGAUUCUGUUUGGGGCCUUCUCACUGGGUCAGGGGACCCCCUACAUCACCGACUUCAUCACUGCCAGGGGUGCGGCGAGCACCAUCUGGGAAAUUAUCGAUCAGGUACCGGAUAUUGACAAUGCCUCUGAUCUGGGUCUGAAACCAGACACACUGACUGGGGACAUCACAUUUAAGAAUGUGCACUUCUGCUACCCCUCGAGACCGGACACUCGGGUGCUGAAUGGCUUGAACCUGGAGGUCAAACGGGGCCAAACAGUGGCCUUGGUAGGCAGCAGCGGGUGCGGCAAGAGCACCACUGUGCAACUCAUCCAACGAUUCUAUGACCCGUUGUCUGGAUGUGUCGAACUUGAUGGCAACGAUCUCCGCGACCUCAACGUCCGGUGGUUACGGGAACACAUUGGUGUGGUCAGCCAGGAGCCGGUACUCUUUGCCACGACCAUCGCCGAAAACAUCCGCUAUGGUCGGACGGAUGCCACCGACGAGGACAUCAAAGCGGCUGCGAUUGAGGCUAAUGCUCACGACUUCAUCUCUGCACUCCCUGACGGAUAUCAGACGUUGGUUGGCGAUCGGGGAGCCCAGCUGUCCGGGGGCCAGAAGCAGCGCGUAGCCAUCGCGAGGGCGCUGGUCCGCAAUCCUAAGAUCCUCCUGCUGGACGAGGCCACCUCAGCCCUGGACACGGAGAGCGAGGCUACAGUUCAAGCAGCGCUGGACAAGGUCCAAGCCGGCCGCACCACCAUCGUCAUAGCCCACCGCCUCUCCACCAUCCAGAACGCCGACGUCAUCUGCGCCUUCAAGGGGGGCGUUAUCGUGGAGCAGGGCUCCCACGAGGCCCUGAUGCAAGACAAGGAGGGGCUAUACGCCCAGCUGGUGCAGCUGCAGUCCCGCAGGGAGCAGAAGGGGGAGGAAGAAGGAGACAAGAAACAGGAGGAAGCGGAUGAGGAGGAGGAGGAUGAGGAUGAGAAAGUUUUGUCAAAGCAAGAGCUCCAGAAUCCAUCCACAGAUCUUCAGGUUGAAACAGCAUCUCUUCAUGGUACUAAGGAAGCCCGCAGUGCUGAGAAGGAGCCGCUGUCCAGUUCCCGCCAACGGAAACUCUCCAGCUCAAGCGAAAAAGGCCCUGAGUUGAACCGCAUGGUGUCGGCCAUGUCCACAUCUUCAGAUACACCCGAGUCAAAGGAAGAAGACGAGGACGUUCUGAAGAGUUUCAGUUUCUUCCGAGUAAUGAAGCUGAACUCUCCAGAGUUGGCCUUCAUCAUCGUGGGCGUGAUAUGCUCCGCCUUCAAUGGGGGAGUGCAGCCGGCAUUUGCUGUCAUUUUCAGUCGUAUUCUCCAGACCUUUGCUCUCCCAGUUGACCAAGUCCGUGCUUCGGUCGUAAUCUACUGUAUUCUUCUCUUCGGCAUUGCCGUCCUGGCUCUGAUCACCAAUUUUACAGGGGGCGCGGUGUUGGGCAAGUCGGGUGGGGAGCUGACAAUGAGACUGAGAGGGAUGAUGUUCAAGGCUAUGCUGCGACAGGAUAUCGGCUGGUUUGACGAUCAUAAGAACAGUAGUGGGGCACUGACCACCAGGCUCUCCUCUCAGGUCUCGCUGAUUCAGGGGGUGUCUGGUGACCGAUUUGGCUUCAUAACCCAAGCUUUCUUCAAUAUUGGCGUGGCCAUCAUCAUCGCGUUCAUCUUCGGCUGGCAGUUGACGUUACUUGUGCUGGCCUUCCUCCCCCUGAUUAUGUUCGCAGGCCUCAUCCAGACCAAGUUCCAGAGGGGCAUGGCCGCCACCAAGAAAUCCAGCAACGAAAACAUUGGCAAGAUCGUAACAGAAACCAUCGAGAACGUUCGCACGGUUGCCAGUCUGACCAUUGAACCGGCUUUCAUACAGAAAUAUAUACGGCUAAUGGCCAAGCCUUACAGGGAUAGCAAACGGGAUGCUCAUCUGUCUGGCAUCGCGUACUCCAUUUCGCAGUGUGUGAUUUUCUUUGCCUAUGCUGCGGCGUUUCGUUUUGGGGGCUGGCUGGUGCAGAAUUGCUACAUGGAAUUCCAAAACGUCUUCUUGGUGUUCUCGGCCAUUAUUUUUGGCGGGUUUGGUCUGGGUCGGGCUAUGGCCUCAGCACCAGACUACAACAAAGCUAAGUUUGCAGCUGCGUACAUGUUCCACCUACUGGACAGAGUCCCACCUGUCGACAGCUACAGUGACAAAGGCCUGAAACCGGAGGAGUUUGAGUCGAAGAUAUCCUUUGACAAGGUGCGCUUUCGAUACCCGACCCGCCCAGACGUGCCCGUCCUGCGCGGCCUGACCGUCUCGGUCAAGCCGGGAGAGACCCUGGCCCUGGUGGGCAGCAGCGGCUGCGGGAAGAGCACCACAGUGUCUCUAUUCGAGCGCUUCUACACUCCGACUGCUGGACUAGUGAGCUUGGAUAGUAACGACAUCAAGGUCCUGAACACAGGCUGGCUGCGUUCUCAGAUUGGCCUGGUGUCCCAGGAGCCUGUGCUCUUUGACCUUAGCGUGGCUGAAAACAUCGCCUACGGGGACAACUCCCGGGUGGUUCCCAUGUUGGAGGUCAUUGAAGCGGCCAGGAAGGCCAACAUCCAUGACUUUAUCGCCUCCUUGCCUGAGGGGUAUGAGACGCGAGUUGGGGACAAGGGCACCCAACUCUCUGGAGGCCAGAAGCAGCGUGUGGCCAUCGCGAGGGCGCUGGUCCGCAAUCCCAAGAUCCUUCUGCUGGACGAGGCCACGUCAGCCCUGGACAUGGAGAGCGAACGGGUGGUUCAAGCGGCCUUGGACGAGGCCAAGAAGGGGCGGACCUGCAUCACCAUCGCCCACCGGCUCUCCACCAUCCACGACGCCGAGAAGAUCGUCGUCAUCCGUCACGGCAAAGUGGCCGAGAUCGGUCGUCACGAGGAUCUGAUGCAGCUGCAGGGCCAAUACUACAGCCUCUACACAGCCCAGGACAUGCAGAGUUGAGCUUUAUAUGUCUUACAGGGCUCCAGUUUUGCUUACCAGAAAUAUAUCACUUAGCAGAUGUGUGCACUGAACAUAAGCUGGCAACCAGUCACGUGCAGUGCAUAUUGGAUGAUACUUACAUGAGCUGCUUUCGAAGCAAAUAAGGCCAUGCCUGAAUUUAUUGUCUGCAGCUUAGACUCAAACGGAAUUUCAAGCCGCAGCUGAGUAAUGCAGAUAUGCCCUCUCUUCUGUGCAAAGCAAAUUUUUGCGCUUACCAGGUCGGUGACAUUGGCCUUUGGAGGUCAGAUUUCUCAGGUUUCCCAACCAGCAGUGCGUGUAUUAGGAGUCUAGAAACUAGACCAUAGAGUGUCUGUACUGUAAAACUAGAACUUAGGCUGUGUCUAGUUUAUCUGGCUGCGACUUGAAAUAAUACACGACUCUAUGAGAAUUCGCUGCCGCCUCAUACCAUAGGUUCCUGUGUAAUUUUAAGCCACAACCAAUUAAGUUGGACAUGGCCUUACAUACUCUUGUUGUAGAGAAAUUUUCAGACGAGUGGUGGUGUGAAUGUGCAAACUCUUUAAAUGGGUAAGAAAGGUGAAAAGAAACUAUCAUUGAUCAAGCAGAAAUUUUUACAAAAUACUACUGAAAAUAUGGACAUUUUAGUACAUAUGCAGUGAUUUGUUGAACAUGUGAGAAAUAUUGUAAUCUUUGUCCUCAGCAGCAGAAUGGUUUUAAAAGCGGGGGGGAGGGAGCCCUGCCCAUGAGACUGAAAAGAAUACAUUAUGAAGUUGCAAUGUACCUCCAAUGGCUGGUAGGCCUAUAAAGUGGGGGAAAAAUAACUACCUCUGGCAAUGGCCCCGUGGUUCUGCCACCGUUGUUUUGUAUAUGUAUGCUUGUGGUAAUGGAAUAUUCUUCAGUCAAUUAAAAAUUGUAAGCGCAAGAGUAUGUCGCAGAAAGCGUGUACUCAUGUUAUUCUAAUUCUGUCAAUGCAUUCACUUGGGUAAUGUUUAUAUUUCUACCUCUAAAACUGUAAGAAUCUGUACUUUUGGUACUUUUUUGCAGUUUGCUCAAGUGUGUAUUUUCAUUUUAACCUCUUGCUGCAUAUGUGGUUACAUUUCAUGUUGGAAUUGAGUCCUUUGCCGGGUACACUGCUCCUGGUGUCUGCUCCUUGUGCAUGUUCAGAUGAAAGCCAGUUUUGUAACUAUUUGUGCACAUUCAGAUGAAAAACAGUGACUGGUAUGCAUUAAGUCAUAUUAGUGCAAAUAAGGCAUCACUGCAUUUUGAGUAUGUAAACCAUGCCAUUGACUGUAUACAGAAUUGCACAAGUGUAAACUUUCAAUGCACUGUAUACCAAUUUUAGGGCUUUACUUUCUUUGUUCCAGGUGCAUAAAUGUCAGGAUGUUAUAUUUAGUUAAAAGUGUAGAAAAUAUUCCUUGUAUGACGAUCUUGUAGUGCAAAAUCUGCAUAUAUUGUUGGCAAAAGAGAGUGUAUAUAAAACAUGACUGUAUCUUUUCAGUUACAGGUACUGUAAGAUCGAGGGGAAGUGAGUAUAAUUUUGGGUAUUGGAUCUUAAACUUUCUUCUGAAGCCAGUGCUUCUCGUUCUACGCACUUAAAAUUGCUCAUUCACAAAGGUUUCAUGACUGACAAGUCUGAUUUUUUUCCAUGGACUGAUUUAUAUGAAGAUGAAUGAGAACAUCAUUGUCAUUUGCAGUAUUCCUUUGUAAAGUGAGCACUGAUUGAUCCACAUUCCACAAUUUUACCCAGCAAAGUUUUUAAACAGGUGUGUAGAAGCUCAAACUGUACGUAACUUUUAUUGUAACUUGCUGCUCUUUGGGGUAUUUGCAGUUUUGUGGUCACCUAUCAUUUGCCUCUAUUCUUGGUUCAUACUUUGCAGCUUAUUUGAGAAGGAAAUAUAAAUGUGAUUUUCUGAAAGGAGACCUCCGUUUAGUUUAGGGUCAUUCCUCCGUUUGUUAACUACUGAAACACUGCACCCCCAGCAAAGUAAAUUUGUAAAAAAAAAACAUUUCCCAUUUGAUCAAUUUUUACGAGUCUGUAUUUUGGUUCCAUAAGUUUUACCCUGAAAAGAAAUUUUUUCAUGAAAAUCAUGACGUUGAAGUAAAAAGACAACUUCCAACUGUCUUUGUCACAUGUA